AUGGCUGAAAAAAUCCUGAGCAACAAAGAUCCUAAGCUAGAAGCCAUGACAGUAGACCACAAAGUUCCGGCACCAAAGGAAAUCACUGUGGAUGAACCCACGCUGACUAGAGUUGCUAGACCGCUAAGACAUGUAAGACAUAUUCCUGUUAAAUCAUUGGUUUUCCAUUCCAAGAAUGGACCCCUUACAUUUUCAUACGAGAACAAAAUAAAGCUGCCUAUAAAUAAGAAUAAACUAGUGGUACAAGUGAAUUAUGCAGGUUUGAACCCUGUAGACAUGAAAAUUAAGAAUGGUUACACUAAACCUUUAUAUGGCGAAGCCGGUAUUGGAAGGGAAUACAGUGGGGUGGUGACCCAUGUUGGUGAUAAUUUGAAAGAUAUAUGGAGCAUUGGAGACGAUGUAUACGGCAUUUAUUAUCAUCCCAGGUUGGCCGUUGGAACACUACAAAGUUCAGUACUCAUUGAUCCCCGUGUAGAUCCUAUUUUGAUGAGGCCUGAACAUACUUUAUCACCGGAAAAAGCCGCUGGUUCCUUAUUUUGCUUAGGGACAGCUUUUAAUAUAUUAGCUCAACUAAAGGAGAAGGGCCAAUUGGAUGUUGAAUCUAAUGUCUUAAUUAAUGGUGGGACAAGCUCAGUAGGUAUGUUUGCCAUCCAGUUAUUGAAGCGGUACUAUAAACUUUCCAAAAAAUUAGUGGUUGUGACCUCAGGUAAUGGUUCAGCAGUUUUAUCAGAACAUUUCGGUGAUUUAAAGGAUCAAAUGAUUUUCAUAAAUUAUUUAUCCUGCAGGGGAAAAUCUAGUAAACCCCUUAGAAAUAUGCUAGAAACUGGUAAAGUUGUCGAUUACAAUGACUUCAAUACCCUUAAAGAAACUGAAUAUUAUACACAAGGCAAAUUUAACGUUGUAUUGGAUUUCAUCGGCGGUUAUGAUAUCUUGAGUCAUUCAAGUUCUUUAAUUCACACUAAAGGUGCAUAUAUCACCACCGUUGGUGACUAUGUUGGAAAUUACAAAAAAGACGUCUUUGAUUCUUGGGACAAUCCUAGUGCCAAUGCAAGAAAGAUGUUUGGCUCGAUGUUAUGGUCAUAUGAUUACGCUCAUUUUUAUUUCGACCCAAACAUUAAGAUUAUUUCGAAAAAAAAUGAUUGGAUACAUGAAUGUGGCAAAUUGCUAAAUGAGGGAGUCGUAGAUUGUAUUGUCUGUCAGGUUUACUCUUGGAAAGAUCUUAAAGAAGCGUUUUCUUACAUGGCCACUCAACGUGCCCAAGGCAAGAUUAUAAUCAAAGUCGAAGGUUUUUGA
Messenger RNA from Saccharomyces mikatae IFO 1815, 1293 nucleotides. RefSeq names its product Ast2p (gene AST2). The transcript has a single exon. The coding region runs from base 1 to 1293 and encodes 430 amino acids. Gene Ontology annotation, molecular function: oxidoreductase activity. The record is from RefSeq and is a predicted model, not a curated record. NCBI's taxonomy places the organism in Eukaryota, Fungi, Ascomycota, Saccharomycetes, Saccharomycetales, Saccharomycetaceae.